AUGGAUUCUGAUGUCAAACAAGCUCCUGACAUCGAAUCUAAUGAACAAGAAACUAAUAAUGAAGAAGAAACAACAAAUGAACCAGAAUUUAAUGACGAAAAUCCACCACUGCCAACAGAAUCUCCGUUAUUUGUAGAGCAAGAAGUUAUUAAACCCGAAUCAGAAGAUCAAGCAGAAGUUCAAUCUACAAGUUCUACAGAAGCAAAUCCUAAUACUUUUCCUUUAACAGGAUAUGAAUCUCCAAUUGUUGGGGAUUCAGAAUCGACAGGAGAAUCUAAAAAGUCUGAAAUAGAAGUUAGUGCUCUAUUUCAUGGCGUUCCAACUGCUUCUUCCAAAAAAUCUAAGAAAACAAAAAAGAAAAAAACUAAACCCAAACCAGAACCUUCUAAACUACCUCCUCUUACGCAAUCAUCUAGUUCUACUAACGAGUCUGUUCCAAUUCAAGCAAAAAUUGAGAAUGAAAUCGGAAAAAGAACUCGAUCGAUGUUAGUUGAACAAAAAAGGCAAAAAGCGGCAGAAGAUUUGCAAAAAAAGAUAGAAGAGAAAGAUCAGAAAACUAGAGAAACUUUAUAUAACAAUUCUGCAGCGAAUUACCAACGCGCCUGUGAAAAAUGCAUUGCAGAGCAACAAAAAGUCGCUAUUGUUGCGAAUAGACGCUCUUUACAAAUGUCUGAGUACCAAAUGCAUUGCAUGAAUAAGAUUCAGCGAAAUGAAGAAGCCGAACGAAGAGCGAUGGAAAUUCAAUAUCAAAAAGUUCAAAAGAUGCAAGAAAGAGCUGCUGAUAGAUGGCUAAAGCAACAUAUAGCAGCACAAGUUUCUCAGCAAAUCGAAAGAAGAAGAGAAUCUGCAGCAAGACAAAAAGUUAGAAGAGAAGCAGAGCGUUUAGCCAAAAUAGAAAGAGAACUAGCCGAAAAAAGACAGAAGGAGCUUGAAGAAAAGAGAAUUAUUGAAAAUGCUAUUAUGAAAAUGGGGAAUUCUUCCCGCAACUAA
Molecule: messenger RNA, 990 nt
Organism: Trichomonas vaginalis G3
Lineage: Eukaryota; Parabasalia; Trichomonadida; Trichomonadidae
Exons: 1
Coding region: 1-990 (329 amino acids)
Source: RefSeq, a predicted model, not a curated record